GGGGAUGGCGCAGGAGGCGGCGGAGCUGCUGUCGGCGGCGCGGGCCGAGCUGGCGGCGCGGCGGCUCUCGGCGGCCGAGGAGCUCUACAGCCGCUUCAUCGCCCUGAGCGCCGCGGGCGCCCGCCGCGACCUCGCCACGGCCCUCAACGACCGCGGGCAGGUGCGGUACCUGCGCGUGGAGUUCGCCGCCGCCCUGCAGGAUUACACGGCCGCCAUCGAGUGCCAGCCCGGCUUCGAGGUGCCCUACUACAACCGGGGGCUGGUGCGCUACCGGCUGGGAGACUUUGAUGAGGCCAUGCAAGAUUUCAGGAAAGUAUUAGAGUUAAACCCCCAGUUUGAAGAUGCUGCAUUGAGCCUAAAACAGGCUAUUCUUGAUAAAGAAGAAAAACAGAAGCGGGGGUAUUGAAAAUAGAGCUAGUGGUGUGAAAAUGUUUUGCUAAACAUGUGAUUUUUGUCAUUGAUGGAUGAAACACAAGAUCGUUUACAUCUGUUAUGACCUACUGAAGAAACCUCAUUCUUGGGUAAAUAAGGUAAAAAUGGAUAUAAUUGCAAAAUAAACUGUGUUUGGGUAGUGUUGAGGAUAAGUAUAAUGUUGGAUCUCUGAAGCACGAGUACAGAUUUUGUACAGAAAUACCUUGUAAAGAUGUUGGAAGCUCAGUAGCAGCAAAUGAAGCCUUGUAGUUCUCUUACUAAAACUCCUUUAUUCAUUCACAGAUUGUUUUAAAUAGUCUUUCAUAGGGAGGAAAAAUCAAACUGCACGAAACAUUUAAAUACUUAUGAUUGGAGCUUGUAAGAAAUGCAAUAAUGAUAGUGUUUGUCCACAUAGAAAUGUUAAUUUUAUUUAAGCCUAAAGUGCAAUUGUUCUUUGUAAGAUGUUGUCCUUGAGAUUCUCUAUGGUAUCUGAAUUUCUUCUUCAUUUCAGAGUGUUUUUGUUAAGAAACAUAUAACAGAAAUAAUGAGAUCUUUUAGGUGACACCAUCUGUACCUUGAUCAAGGAAUGUGGUGGGAGAAUUCAGUCCUUUGUUCAUUCGUUCACUCCUGGACUUAGUUUUACAUUACCUAAAACAGGUAGGAACAGAGCACACCUAUUUUUUGUAAUCCUAUUGUAAAAGUUUUGGCCAGAUUAAUAAUUGAGAGAAUAAAAAUGAACAUGUAUUUUUUAUCUUAUGACUGUCUGCAAAGAGCUUAUCCUAGAAAAUAUUCACAGGAAGAAUUGUGGCUUUCUCAUUCUUAUUGAAGAGAUCAGUUACCUGAAAAAUGCAGUGUUAAAUCAGUCUGAUGAAACUGGCUGUCAAUACCCAGGCUACCUCAUUUCUCACAUGAUAGGAGGGACCAUUACUGAAAUCAUCAGCAAGAAACACUCUUGCAUGUUCAUAGCAAUACAAGUUCUAAUAAAAGAAAUACUCUCUUGAUUGCUCACAUGAGCGUUAGGAUUUUUUUUUAAAUAAAAUUAUGCCAGUGACAUUUCUGCUUCUUGUGGUUAAUUCCUCUGUGGAUGAUCCCGAGCCUGCACAGGCACAGGGAUCACUGAAGAUGGUGGGACCGUCUAGGUGAGUCAGUCUGGAGCCUGUGGACGUCCUUCACAGCAGCCUCAUCGAGAUCACUUUCAGCUUUGGAAUGACACUGCAACAGCUACAAUGAGAAAAUUUGAAACACAGGGAUGAGAAAAAUGCUACAUUUACCUCUCAUGCUCCUGACAAUUGACUGCAGCAAUUUGAAGUGAAAUAAAUACAACACAUGACAGCAGGAUGUGACCAUUUACAGUUUGGAAAGUAGGCAGUGGCCAUUCCCCCCCUCCUCCCCAAAGUCUUAAUUUUGGACUUUUCUGAAUAUAUUAAGCACAUGCCUUGCUACCAUGUAUCUUAGAGCUUUGUCUCCAAAAAAACGGAUAAUUUACUGACUUGGUACACUUCUUGCCACCUCAGUCUUAACAAGUGAGAAUUCAUAGCAACUCUUGGUUGAUGGUGAAUGGAGGAACUGGAACUAAACAUGUUCUUGACUGACCAUUCCAAGAAAAUUAGAAUAGUUGAAUAUGACCUAUGAAGCUUUACUGUGAGAGAUCACAGAUGUGGUUCUGCACAGAACUGUUUAAAUGACAGGAUACAGAUAAAAAUCAAAACAGUGAAUAAGUAUUUUAGAAAACAAAGAUGGUAGAGAUAAUAUUCCAGCUCGUGGUGUUUUGUGAAUAUUUCUUAAUUACUUCUUGUGCAAUCAUUGGCACAGAAAUAUUUCACUGGACUGGGAGCAAUUCUAUCUUACAGUAUUUCCUUGUCUCUCUUGUGAAAGGACAGACUGUCAUCGUGCAUUUCAGCAUAAUUUGGAAUUCUUUCAAAGUAGUUUUGGCCUGUAGGGUUUUCACAUUUUCCCCUUUCAUAUGCACACGAGUCACUUAGUUCUCUGGCUUUAUAUCACAAAACUAGUUUGGGUUUUCAGCCUAAAAUUAUUAAAUAGUAGUAUGUGGUUUUCUUUCACUCAGGCCUGUUGAAAGGGUAUUAACCAUCAUUACUCAUAUUAAAAAAACCUAAAACUUGAAGAGAAGAAUGUAUAUAGUAACUCCCCUCGUCCUGCAAAGUGUCAUGUCUGUAAAAGUUUAAGAUUUACAAAUGUAGUGGAGAGUAAUAAAAUUCUUUCUAUGCAA
Myiozetetes cayanensis is the source of this 2638-nucleotide messenger RNA. It is a transcript of the gene TTC32, whose product is annotated as tetratricopeptide repeat domain 32. The record is from RefSeq and is a predicted model, not a curated record. NCBI's taxonomy places the organism in Eukaryota, Metazoa, Chordata, Aves, Passeriformes, Tyrannidae. The transcript has 3 exons. The coding region runs from base 5 to 406 and encodes 133 amino acids. Gene Ontology annotation, molecular function: protein binding.